AUUCUAUUAGUCAAUCGUAUUCAUGUAAAUAAUCCCUCAUUCUACAGACAAAGCAUUAGCUCCUGCAAUGUCUACACCAGCACAAUAUUAUCGAUCAUUACCGCCUGUGAGCAAGUUCUAUGGAGUGGCCUGUCUGAUGACCACAUCCGCCUUGUAUUUUGAUCUUUAUGAUCCCUGGAACAUAGCUCUCUCUUACCAAUAUGUAUUUAAACGUUUCCAGGUUUGGAGGCUCAUCUCCAACUUUUUCUUCCUCGGGUCGUUUUCGCCCAUUUUUGCCGUCCGUCUUAUAAUGAUAGCAAGAUAUGGUGUGUUACUAGAAAGAGGGGCCUUCGACAAGAGGACUGCAGAUUAUGUCUGGAUGUUGAUCUUUGGAGCAUUAUCACUUUUGGUGAUGGCUGCCAUUCCAUUUCUAUGGACACCUUUCAUGGCCGGUUCCCUGGUUUUCAUGAUUGUCUACGUUUGGAGCCGAGAGAACCCGAAUGCGCGGAUCAGCAUCUAUGGCGUCGUAACAUUGAAGGGAUUUUACCUACCAUGGGCAUUGCUAGCUUUGGAUCUGAUAUUUGGGAUUCCAUUAACGGAAGAUAUCAUAGGGAUGGUUGCAGGGCAUCUGUAUUACUUUUUAACAGUGCUUCACCCUCUUGCUGGUGGCAAAUAUGUUCUCAAGACCCCUCUUUGGGUUCACAAAAUAGUAGCACAUUGGGGGGAGGGAAUCCAAGUUAAUUCUUCGGUGCAGCCCAAUCCGAAUGCCGGAGUUGCCUUCCGAGGAAGAAGCUACAGACUCAACGGCAACCGAGCACAAUCGAGUACGACUCCAUCAGAGCAGGAGCAGCCGAACCAGGCAAGUAAUUCAGGCGAUGGUGUUGCAUUUCGGGGGAAAAGUCACCGUCUAGGUCAUUAACUAUGGACCGUAUCUUAAUACUAUACAAGGUUUUAUGAUAUGAUAUGAAUGAAUUUCCUUGAAUUUGUAGCCUUAU
Messenger RNA from Hibiscus syriacus, 974 nucleotides. Its product is annotated as derlin-1.1-like. The record is from RefSeq and is a predicted model, not a curated record. Gene Ontology annotation, molecular function: misfolded protein binding; ubiquitin-specific protease binding. Gene Ontology annotation, biological process: endoplasmic reticulum unfolded protein response. Lineage: Eukaryota; Viridiplantae; Streptophyta; Magnoliopsida; Malvales; Malvaceae. Bases 68 to 898 code for a protein of 276 amino acids. The transcript has 7 exons. Gene Ontology annotation, cellular component: Hrd1p ubiquitin ligase ERAD-L complex; endoplasmic reticulum membrane.